AUGCCUACUGUUCUGGCUCUCUUUGGGAUAUCGUACCUCGCGUACACCAUUUGUGCUGCCAUCUGGAACAUCUACUUACAUCCGCUCCGUCGGAUCCCCGGACCAAAGCUAUGGCUGGCUUUUCCCAUCUUGCGCUACAUCUCAAACAUGAGAGGAGUACUAGAUAGGGACAUGCGAGCACUCCACAAGAGGUACGGUGGGGUCGUCCGCUUCACCCCAAAUGAGGUUUCCUUCAUCACCACCCCGGCAUGGAAAGACAUUUACGGCCAUGGACAUCGACAGUUGCCCAAGGUAUCAGGGUCAGCGAGCAAUCCCAAGGACAUUAUUAGUGCAAAUGACUCCGAUCAUACUCGAUUUCGCAAGGCGAUAUCCCAUGCUUUCUCUGCUAAGGGCCUUCAAGCCCAAGAACCGUUCAUCAUGGAGUACGUCGACAAGCUUAUCAAUAAGUUGCACAGCAUGGCUGAGUCACAAGUAGCCGUGGAUAUGGCGAAGUGGUAUAACCUUACAACAUUCGACCUGAUUGGAGACCUCGCGUUUGGACAAUCAUUUGGUGGACUGGACUCAACAGAGUACCACUACUGGGUAUCGACUAUCUUUGAGUUUAUUAAGGCCAUAGCAUUCGCUAAGUUCAAAGAUGAUUAUCCGAUGGUGUUCAACGCUCUGAAGCGCUUCCUACCAAAACACCUCCUGGAGGCGAAAAGAAGACAGGAUGAAUAUAGCUGGAAUACAGUACAGACACGGUUGCACGAUCAGACGGACCGUGGCCAAGCGGACUUCAUGCAGUCCAUGCUUCGUCACCGCGGCGACAAGGACGGGCUGACUGAUGAGGAACUCGCAGCCAAUGCAAGCAUCCUUGUCAUUGCUGGCAGUGAGACCACAGCAACACUUUUGUCGGGACUGACAUACUGGUUGCUACAACACCCUAAGGAAAUGGAGAAAGUCAAGUUCGAAGUGCGAUCUGUCAUGAAGACUGAGGAAGAUAUCACCGUCAACAAUGCUACAGCUAAGCUUCCGUACAUGUUGGCAUGUAUCGAUGAGGCGUUUCGCAUGUACCCGCCUGUUGCGGGCCAUUUGCAGCGAUACAUACCAGACCAGCCUACUGAAAUUUCGGGAUAUCUCCUCCCCAAAAAGGCAAUAUCUGUUCAUCAGUCUGCUGCAUACCGGUCGCCCCUUAAUUUCUAUAAAUCCGAAGAGUUUAUUCCCGAACGGUGGUUGCCUGAAUCGAAGAAUGAUACAUCGUCGCCGUUCUACCAUGAUAAUCGGGAAAUUUUGCAACCAUUCUCAAUUGGUCCCCGGAAUUGUAUAGGUCGGAACUUGGCUUAUGCAGAAAUGCGUGUCAUUUUUGCCAGAGUACUAUGGAACUUUGACAUCGAACUGUGUGAGGAGAGUCGGGUGUGGCAUAAUCAGAAGUCAUACACCCUGUGGGCGAAACCUCCACUUAUGUGCAGGCUCAAAGCUAGGAUCCAUUGA
Messenger RNA from Aspergillus vadensis CBS 113365, 1470 nucleotides. RefSeq names its product cytochrome P450. NCBI's taxonomy places the organism in Eukaryota, Fungi, Ascomycota, Eurotiomycetes, Eurotiales, Aspergillaceae. The record is from RefSeq and is a predicted model, not a curated record. Gene Ontology annotation, molecular function: monooxygenase activity; heme binding; iron ion binding. Bases 1 to 1470 code for a protein of 489 amino acids. The transcript is spliced from 2 exons.